AUGUCCCCCCAACAUAAUAAUUUAUAUUCUUUUUUAAUUAAACUUGCAAAAAUUGUACUUUUCAUCAUUUGUACAAUAUGUUGGGUGUUUCAAAGUUUACCUUUAAUUAAAGUUUAUUUAGAUGGAAAACAUGUUGAACUGAAAAAGAUCCAUAUUGCCAGUGAAUUAACACUCCCUCAUCUACUUUUUUGCAAUCGUUUCCCAUUUACUCAAGCCGGGCUUUCCUCCCUUGGCCAACAAUUCAACCGUGACUCUGUUCUUUCAUACCUUCGACAAUGGCUCGAUCCUUCACUGGGAGCAAACCCUCCUGAAGAUUCUUUGGCUGUUCCCUUAUCUGAACUAGAUAGACAACAAGCAGAACAAACAAUUGCUCAAUUAUUACCAAACGGAAGAUUAAAGCAAAGAUUGGAACAAUUAAUGCCACAAUGUGGAGAAAUGGCUAGUCUUAUAUUUACAUGUGUCUCCAGUUGUGUAAUUGGUUCUAGACAAAUGGGUGGAUUUGAUUGUUGUAAGAUGGUACAACCAUGGCUGGCCACACCCAGAGGAGGUAUUUGUUGGCCUUUUGUAGGAAAUCUCUCUUCAGUGCAAAGCCCAAUGGAAUCACCUAGAGGGAUGCAAAUAACAUUUCAAAUUUCUCGUAAUUCAUUCCUUUCCUCUUCUCUAUCUGUCCAUCCUGGAAUUGAUAUAUUCCUUGUACCAGCAGAACUACAGAAUCGGUUAUUAGUAGCAAUAAUGCAUGGAGAGGCACAUCCGUUAAAUGAUAAAAAAUCGCUGAGGAUGGAUAUUAGAAGAGAGAAUCGUGUUUUCGAUCAUUACUCAACAAUAUCUUCAUGCCGUUCUACAGAUAAUUAUGCAAUUAAUUCAGAGAAACUUGUUCCGGAAGCUAGUGCUGGUUUUCUCUGUAUGUUAGAAACAGCUGUGGAAACGUGUUCAUGUGUUCCGAUGUUAUUAGUUCUUUGGACACUUCAAAAUGAUUUGAAUAGUUAUUUCCUUCGUCGUUUUAAUGCAUCCACGAUAUGUACAGUAGGCGAAUUUGAACGUUGUGUUCGUCCAUUUAUUGAAUUUGAUUAUUAUGGAAGUGAAUAUAAUCAACUACCAACUAAUGAUGCAUUCUCAACAAUUAAUAAAGCUAUUAAUAAAUGCAGAAAGUAA
This is a messenger RNA of Meloidogyne enterolobii, 1152 nucleotides long. The record is from the annotation of a GenBank genome assembly. Lineage: Eukaryota; Metazoa; Nematoda; Chromadorea; Rhabditida; Meloidogynidae.